Messenger RNA from Anastrepha obliqua, 3728 nucleotides. It is a transcript of the gene hoe1, whose product is annotated as P protein. The coding region runs from base 852 to 3242 and encodes 796 amino acids. The record is from RefSeq and is a predicted model, not a curated record. The transcript has 12 exons. Gene Ontology annotation, biological process: transmembrane transport. Gene Ontology annotation, cellular component: membrane. Lineage: Eukaryota; Metazoa; Arthropoda; Insecta; Diptera; Tephritidae.
AAACAAAAAUCGAAAACAUACCAGUAAAAAAGUGGACAAUACAAAAUAGGGGAAAAAUCAGCGAUAAGCUGUUAGUAUUGCCGGAGCAGUUAUGGUGACAGAUAUGCGCGAAAAGUGAACACGGACAACAAAUUUGAUGAAGGGAGAAAUUCCACAAAGGAAUAAAAUUUUAUAGCAACAACAAAAAGAAUGCUUAAAAGCGCUAACACAUAAUAAACUAUAGAGUAGUAGUUUGAAGCAAGUACGAGUGGAAAAUCAUAGCAACAAUUCCAAGAAAUACCAAUACGUGCCCCCAUAGCGUAACUGAUUCAGUACUUCAUUUAUUUUGCCCAGCGUUUAGUUUGCGCGGCUAAGCGCCAGUGAAAAUUUGUGCGCCAUACCAAAAAAUUCAGUUGAACAGCUAAGCGUGAACGAGGUAGUGCGAAGUGCGGUUCGUUGAGCGAAUAUUUUACGAAUAUCGUCCUUUAACGCUAGAACACAAAAAAAUGAUAAAAAUAAAACACUGCGUGAUGCGAAACUAGAAACAACUUCACAAAAAAUAGUAAAAUUAAAAACUCAAUAACAAAAAAUAAGUAUUUAAAAGAUUUGAAUUAUUGUAAUAUGUAAAGCACAUACAUACAUCCACAAAAAUUUCCUACAAUCUACAAAGAAACUUGUGCAAACCAUUUGGGAGACAUUUAAACUUGUGCUUACAUCAUUAAAAGAAAAAUUUAUAUAAAAAGUUAAUUUUAAUAUUAUCCAAUAGAGACAUUUAAAAGACAUACUCAGACCAUGAGACUUGGAUCACUGCUCUGACCAAAGAUUCAACAUCAACAAAAAAAUUUCGAAUACGAAAAAUACAAUCGCAGAAGAUGACGACACAAUACAAAAAUAAUUUCGAGCUACGCUUUACCGAUGACGAGGUUACAGAAGGUGCCUUACAAGUAUGGCGUGCGCUACCCGAGCGCAUACGUCAGGACCCGAGCUUAGCAUCGUUCCGCUUGGAACAUGAACGCAUUCAUGGCGACUUGGAUGCGUUGCCUUCGCCGGAUGUGUCCGAACACUAUGUUAAGUCGCCAAAUGCCUUUACCAAGGUGGGCAUCAAUGUGACCAAUGAGCUGGGGCAAGUGCGUAUCUUGGAAGUUAGGGACAUGGAGAAUAAUAACGAAGAUCAUCAUGACGAGCACGAUGAGCCACAUUCGCGUAGGAGGAAUAUAUUGAAGUGGUUCAAAAUUUCGGUGCUAAUAGUAGUUUGGGCUGUGUUUACUGCAUUUCUUAUGUCGAAUAACGAGCAUGUCGAUGAACUCAGACUGAUGAGUAUUCCUAAAAGUGGUGAAGAAAAAUUGUUCCCCAUAACGACCGCUUCGUUGUCCCGUGUCGGGCUCAAGCUGAAGGGCGCCUUCCGCCAACAAGAAGCCGAGACAAUUGGCAAAAAUAAGAGCGCCUACUCCGCACCACCAGCACUCCAUGUACAGAUCCAACGCAAAUACUACAAUGCCAGCGGUGAUGAGUUCUACGUAGAAGAUGCUUCUAAAGUUUGGAAAUUAUCGAUCGUCUAUCCAGAACAGUUAGAUGUCACAAAGGAAACGUGGAAAGCGAACAAUUAUGACAUAUCUCCAGCCGAUGAAGAACUACUGCUGCAAUCCAACUACACCCAAUUGAAUUUGCGUUUCAUCACCAACAUCGAAACCGAAUUUCCAUUGCAGCUGUCUAUCGACGAAUCGCCCAUCUACAAGAAGGAGGGUGUCAUCUAUGCGGCGAUAGUGCUGUGCGGCCUGUAUAUUAUGAUUAUUUGGGAAAUAGUCAAUCGUACCUUUGCGGCGAUUAUUGCUUCCACGCUGUCGAUUGGUAUUCUGGCGGCACUAAACUCACGUCCCUCCAUGGCGACAAUAAUGGGUUGGAUCGAUGUGGAGACUUUAUUGCUGCUCUUCGGCAUGAUGAUAUUAGUGGCCAUACUCUCCGAGACUGGCAUUUUCGACUAUUUGGCUGUGUAUGCUUAUAAGAUAACGAACGGUCACAUUUGGCCACUUAUCAACUGUCUGUGUUUGUUCACGGCGGUACUUUCCUCAUUUCUGGACAAUGUGACGACCGUAUUGCUGAUGACACCGGUCACUAUACGCCUCUGUGAGGUUAUGUCGCUGAAUCCGGUGCCUAUACUGAUGUGCAUGGUGAUUUAUUCGAAUAUUGGUGGGGCGCUAACGCCCGUCGGUGAUCCACCAAAUGUGAUAAUUGCUUCGAAUAAUUUCAUUGCAAGAAACGGUGUCAAUUUUGCCAUAUUCACGCUGCAUAUGCUACCUGGUGUGAUAUUGGUGAUGCUGCAAACAUAUUUGCAGUUACGUUUUAAGUUCCGCAAUACGAACGACCUGCAGUUCAAAGACUCACCCGAGGUGGAAGAAAUACGUCACGAGAUACAUGUGUGGAAGCGCGCAGCCCAAAGUCUGUCAGCCUAUUCCAAAGACGAAGAAAUUGUGCGUCAAACGCUGAUGAAAAAAGUGAAUCGUUUGAAGCAUAGUUUGAAGAAGCGUGUAUCCGAGGCGGUAGAACCGGCGCCGAACUACAAACAAACAUUGACGCAGUUGCAAGCGAAAUAUCCCAUCCGCAACAAGUCGCUGCUUAUCAAGUGCUCAUUCGCUCUUGUCUUUGUCAUCAGCUUGUUUUUCCUACACUCAGUGCCCGAAUUACAACGCCUCUCUUUGGGGUGGACUGCCCUCUUGGGCGCCAUAUUUCUGCUCAUCUUGGCCGAUAUCGAGGACAUGGAAGCGAUAUUGGCACGUGUAGAAUGGUCUACGUUGUUGUUCUUCGCGGCGCUUUUUAUUCUCAUGGAAGCGCUUUCCGAACUGGGUCUCAUUGAAUGGAUUGGCCAGAUGACAGAGAGCAUCAUUUUGGGUGUGAGCGAAGGUUCCCGUCUAAUGGUGGCGGUAUUGAUUAUACUUUGGGUUUCAGCCAUAACCUCUGCUUUUGUCGACAAUAUCCCACUAACAACAAUGAUGGUCAAAAUUACAAUAUCUUUGGCGGAAAACUCAGCGUUGAAUUUGCCGCUGCAACCACUGGUGUGGGCCUUAGCUUUGGGAGCUUGUUUGGGCGGCAAUGGCACACUGAUUGGCGCCUCGGCGAAUGUGGUUUGCGCAGGUGUGGCCGAACAGCAUGGCUACAAAUUCACUUUCCUAGAAUUUUUCAAGGUCGGUUUUCCAGUCAUGAUUGGUAGCAUUAUUGUCUCCACCACAUAUCUACUUUUCACGCAUGUCCUCUUCGCUUGGCACUGAUCGGCAGUUGUUGGAAUUGGCAGUUAAUUGCAGUAAAAAUACAAAUACCUCGUCUAACAGGAAAGGCGUUGAAAGGAAUUUCGACGUGCGAAAAAACGAGCUUAGCAACCCCAUUAUUUUUGUUUUUCUUCGUUUUUUGUAGAUAUAAAAUAAUUCACCCUAGGUCUAUUAUACCAAGAUCCGUGUGCGUAAAUCAAUUGAAAAGUUUUUAUUAGAAAAGUUUAAUAUUUGAAUUUUGAAAUUUACUUAGUACGUUGAAAAAGAAUUUUCUCGGUUCUAAAUAGAAUUGAUGAAAUUUCUUUAACACUUUUAGGGAAAAUUGUAUAGAAAAAACAACGUUGCGUUUAAAGUUAUUUUGGUGUAAAAUAAAAUAAAUAUGAAACGGCAAAAUGAAUAGCAUUCUAAAUAAUAAACGAAAGCUAAAUUUAAGUGUAGAAAAUUAUAGUAAUAUUGAAGUAAAAGACCAAACGAAAACAAAAAAAAAAA